Stegastes partitus (bicolor damselfish) is the source of this 1203-nucleotide messenger RNA. It is a transcript of the gene nudt7, whose product is annotated as nudix (nucleoside diphosphate linked moiety X)-type motif 7. Gene Ontology annotation, molecular function: coenzyme A diphosphatase activity. Gene Ontology annotation, biological process: coenzyme A catabolic process. The record is from RefSeq and is a predicted model, not a curated record. The transcript has 3 exons. The coding region runs from base 410 to 1078 and encodes 222 amino acids. NCBI's taxonomy places the organism in Eukaryota, Metazoa, Chordata, Actinopteri, Pomacentridae.
AACUCCGGUCAGAUUGUUUGUGUUCGUAACAUUGCUCUAACUUUAGUAUAAAGUAUUUAGUUUAAUUACCGGCUAAAUAUUCUAGGAUGCUAUACAAUUUUACACAUCUGAGCUCGACUCUAACAGUGUGAGUGACACAGCUGUUGUCCGAAUUUCCAAGGUCUGCUUCACUUUACAUUAGCUUUUGUGCUAACGUUAGCUAGCUCUACCCCUCGAUUUAAAGGGAACCUGUCGCUGCCGCGACGUGCAGUGUUUGCAGUUUAACGGAAAUUAAUUAGCUAUCUAAAUAUAAUUAAAGUCAGUAUCCAGGUUAAAGCUCGCCUUAUAGUUUGUUUAUAAUUUAGACUACGCAUGGUUUGUGUGGCAGCCCUGCACUUUGCUGUUACUGUUUUGAAACCCAGCGACUACGAUGCAUAUCAAAGAGAAGACGAUAGCCACUUUAAAGCAGUUUGACAUCGGAAAAAAGUUCUCUUAUCUGCCGGUGCUGCCCAAAGCCUCGGUGCUGAUCCCGCUGUUGGUGAAGAAUGGGGAGCUCUACACCCUGAUGACCCUGCGAUCAAAACAGCUGCGGACCAGUGCCGGUGAGGUGUGUUUCCCAGGUGGGAAGAGAGAACCCAGUGAUCGAGAUGAUGUGGAUACAGCUCUGAGAGAGGCACAGGAGGAGAUAGGUCUACCACCUGAGGACGUUCAGGUGGUCUGUACGCUGUUCCCAAUCAUCAAUAAGAGUGGUCUGCUGGUGACCCCCGUCGUUGGCUUCAUAGAGGAGUCAUUUAGUCCCAGUCCAAACCCAGCUGAGGUCAGCGCCGUGUUCACAGUCCCACUGGACUUCUUCACCAGCCAGAAGGACCACUACGCUGCCCACGGUGCUGCCGGGUUGGUCGGGCCGCUGCACUCGUUUCAUUUCGUGGACCCUGAUUCAGGAAGACAGUACCACAUAUGGGGGCUGACUGCCAUGUUGGCUAUACUGGUCGCUGCACUCGCUCUGAGGAAAAAGCCUGAGUUUGAUGUCGGCUUUGACUCUGAGGAUCCGUUCGCCUUCUUCCAGCAGAUUCUACAUAGAAGACUUAACAAACUAUGACCGGCUGUUUUCUUUAUUUUAAAUGCCACAACAUAGUACCUUUAAUUCAGAUUUGUUAUUUAACUGCAGUGCAUUAAUUUACAGUGUUAUUUGUAAAGAUUAAUAUAAAGUUAAUUCAUACACUU